Messenger RNA from Poecilia reticulata (guppy), 6628 nucleotides. RefSeq names its product copine Va (gene cpne5a). Lineage: Eukaryota; Metazoa; Chordata; Actinopteri; Cyprinodontiformes; Poeciliidae. The record is from RefSeq and is a predicted model, not a curated record. Gene Ontology annotation, molecular function: calcium-dependent phospholipid binding. Gene Ontology annotation, cellular component: plasma membrane. Gene Ontology annotation, biological process: cellular response to calcium ion.
UUUGAAUUACUCUGGUGGCGGGUGGAAAUCUUUCUCGCCCCUUCAGGUUACUUAUAGUGGCGAGAUAAAGGAGAGCUGAGCGUGGAGCUGCAGCGGUCUGAGGAGCUGUCCAGAUGCUGAAACAGCACCACGCAACCUCUCACUUCAUUUUGGGAGCUGGUUGUUGAUGGACCGGUUAUCUUCGGAGCGAUUUUCAGAUUUAAAAAAAAAUGUUUUUUAGGGGAGGUAUUAACUCGCUGAAGGUGGGUUUAUUCUCAGGAAAAAUCUAAAAGCGGAUUGAAAAAUAUUCAUCUGUUCUGAACUGCAAGGAGAUUCAGACAAUCCUUUUUUUUUUUUUUAAAGAAAAAUUGAUUUUCUCUUAGAGGCUCAUCCAACUUAAUUUAGAGCAAAAUUACGAUCAGUUCACCAUAAAUCAGUGUCAGCCACAGCUCUGCAUGUAGGCUACAGCUAGAGAAUGCAGGCAGGAGGGGUGGAGUUCACUGCGUUUACUUUUCAAAGCGCCUCGGUCUCAGGCAGAAGGAGCUCAUUCUGCAGAGUUUGAACUGAUGGGUCCUGGCAUUUGAACCCCACGUUGCUUUUAAGCCAGUCGCCUCGCAGCCGCUCCCACCGCCGCCUUAAUUAAACUUUCCAUGCUGUUGCCCGUCCGGCGGACCGCAUCCAGGAGGUUUGUCUGGACCGCGCUCGCUCCUGCUCUCUCGGCUGCCGCGCUGCGGUUCUCCGCCCUCGGCUGUCCGGCUCCAGCGGAACUCACUCACACGGCCACAGGAGCUGGCCCGGGUCUCCAGCACGCAUGGAGGGGGACGUAAUGGACAAGGUGGAGGCCACGGCGACGGUCUGUGACUUCGACCCCAUGAGUGGGAGCAUCCCUGCCACCAAAGUGGAGAUCACAGUGUCCUGCAGGAAUCUUUUGGACAGAGACACUUUCUCCAAGUCCGACCCAUUGGUCGUGUUGUACACCCAGGGCGUGGAGUCGAAGCAGUGGCGAGAGUUUGGGAGAACGGAGGUGAUAGACAACACGCUAAACCCGGAUUUCGUCAGGAAGUACAUCCUGGACUACUUCUUUGAGGAGAAGCAGAACCUGCGCUUUGACGUGUAUGACAUUGACUCUAAAAGUCCAGAUUUAGCAAAACAUCCCAACGACUUUAACGACUUCCUGGGUCAGGUCUACUGUACUCUCGGAGAGAUCGUGGGCUCGCCUGCCAGUCGUCUGGAGAAGCAGCUAGUGGGCAUACCUGGGAAGACGUGUGGAACCAUAAUCUUAUCAGCUGAAGAGCUUGGAAACUGCAGAGACUAUGCCACCAUGCAGUUCUGUGCCAACAAAUUGGAUAAAAAGGACUUCUUUGGAAAGUCAGACCCCUUCAUGGUCUUCUAUAGAAGUAACGAGGAUGGCACGUUUACCAUUUGUCACAAGACCGAGGUGGUGAAGAACACCCUGAAUCCUGUGUGGGAGCCCUUUUCCAUCCCUGUCAGAGCGCUCUGCAACGGGGACUAUGAAAGGACAAUCAAGGCGGAGGUGUAUGACUGGGACAGAGAUGGGAGUCACGAUUUCAUUGGUGAAUUCACAACAAGCUACAAAGAGCUAUGCAGAGGCCAGAGCCAGUUAAAUCUAUAUGAGGUGGUGAAUCCAAAGAAGAAACUAAAGAAAAAGCGAUAUAUCAACUCUGGCACGGUGUCAUUAUUGUCAUUCAAUGUAGAGUCUGAGCACACAUUCUUGGAUUACAUCAAAGGAGGAACUCAGAUUCACUUCACAGUGGCCAUUGAUUUCACUGCAUCAAACGGAAAUCCAUCGCAGUCCACUUCGCUACACUACAUGAACCCGUAUCAGAUGAAUGCCUAUGCCAUGGCUCUGAAGGCUGUGGGAGAGAUCAUUCAGGACUAUGACAGCGAUAAGAUGUUCCCUGCACUUGGAUUUGGUGCUAAGCUCCCGCCUGACGGGAGGGUGUCUCAUGAGUUUCCACUGAAUGGCAACGUUGAGAACCCGUACUGUAAUGGUAUGGAGGGGAUUCUUGAAGCUUACCAUCAAAGCCUUAAGACGGUUCAGCUGUAUGGACCCACCAACUUCGCUCCUGUUGUUAAUCACGUGGCAAGGUACGCAGCAGCCGUGCAGGACGGAUCUCAGUACUUCGUCCUGCUCAUCAUUACAGAUGGAGUUAUAUCAGACAUGGCUCAGACUAAGGAGGCCAUAGUGAAUGCUGCAAAGCUCCCGAUGUCUAUCAUCAUAGUCGGAGUUGGCCAAGCGGAGUUUGAUGCAAUGGUUGAGCUGGAUGGUGAUGAUGUCAGAAUCUCAUCACGAGGAAAGUUGGCAGAGAGAGACAUUGUGCAGUUCGUACCAUUCAGAGACUACAUGGACCGCACAGGUAACCAUGUCCUCAGCAUGGCCCGGCUGGCCAAAGACGUUCUGGCUGAGAUCCCGGACCAGCUGAUCUCCUACAUGAAGAGCAGAGCCAUUAAGCCCAACCCCGUCCCCCCACCGUACUCCUCCUGCAAGCAGCCCGAGACGGAGUCCGUUUGAUCCCCGCCUCCGACACGGCACCGCCUUGGCCGGGGCAGGUUUCACAUUAAUGCAAAUGAUCGUUGUGAGCAGAAAGUGGAAAUGAUUUCCAGGCACUUUUACCGCAGCGAAGCACACACACAAUAAAACUCUAUGAAGAGCCAGAGCAGAGAGACGGCUGUAGAGGAACGGGUUGGUAAUCGGAGGGUUUUAUUUUUUUUCUCUCUGAGAGCACCGAGAGGAGAACGAUGUAAAGGGAAGUUUUAGAUGUUUGCUGUCAAACCUGUCAAAGUGGUGAUGUGACGGAAACCUGUAGAGCGAGGCCUUUCUGAAGGCGUACCCAUAUUAGGAUGUACCAGUUUGUAUUUUGUUUGUGGUACCUUUUUGGAGUUCAUGUGUUAAUCUAGGGAUCCUGUUAUGAAUACCAGUUUUUAUUUAUUUAUUUAUUGCAGAAAUAAUUUAUUGUUUCGCAGAGAUUUUAUUGGGUUGGGGGAUUGAAGUCAUAUAGAAAUAUAUAUCCUGUAGUUUUCCAUCUUAUAUUUUGUGGCCAGCAUAAGGAAAACUAUUAUUUCUACGACCAUUUCUACUUUGAUAAAGCCUGUAACAUAGAAGCAUGGGAUACAAAUCUAACAACGUAGGAAUCAUUUUUGCUCACGGGAAAUUUUUUGACUGCAAGCUGUAACAUAGUCUACCGCCAUACAGAUUUUUCAUGUCUUAUAUGCAUUUCUAAUCUUUAUAUAAACAGAAUGCACUAAUUAGUGUCAAAACAAAAGCACAAAGUCCUCAUAUUAUUAUUAAGUUAAAUACGUUUACUUUGAAAACUCAAACCAGAAUGAAAAUCAUUUGAAGGAUGGCAGAUCUCAUCUUACCACAGCUUUAAUAUUCUCUUCUAGUAUUUUAGACAAAUUUAUUAUUUAGGUAUGUAUAAUGCUGAAUAUUCUUAUAUAUUAAACUAUAUUUUACUUACCAUGUUGAGCAGGAUGUUCACAUAAGAAUAACUGCGUAAUUCCUGGCACAUCCUCAUACAUUAUCUGUAUGCAAAGAAAUAAAUUCUACUCAAGUGAGACUCUUUUGCCAUCUUACUAUUUAUGUAUUUCCAUUGUAUUUGUUGCUAGUGCAUGUUCUUAUCUGGAAUUUUGUAAGGCAAAUUUGAAGGAUCCUUCAGAUUUUAAACUCUGAUGUCAACUUGCUCCCAUCAUUUCUUCCUUAAAUGUAUUUAAAUUUUGUUGAGGGAGGUCUGAACAAUCAGAAAUCAUUGACCAGAAAUUUAAGUGCAUUCAUAUGCACCCCCCCCCCCCAAAUAUCUAACAAAUACAACAAUUACUGAAUGACUUGAGCUCAGCUAAAGCUUGACUGUACUCAGUCUGGAUCCAGUGUUUUGUUUUUACUAUUGUCCAUAUCUACUUAAAUUUUUCUCCAUGUGUGUUUUUUUCCUCAACAACCACAGAGACUAUUUAAAGCUCACACUGUUUUAUUUAGCCUUUAGUUGUGUAAAAAGCCUGUAAGAAGCAUCAAUGAAUCUUUCACUGCUGUAGCAUGAUCUCACAUUAAAGAUGUUCAGAAAUCCAACCUUUUAUCUCACAUUCAAAGAUUAAGAGGAGUGACUGAAUACCACUGAAAAUAUGGUUUAGGUUUAAUCUACCUUCAAUCAACCAGGAUAAAAACUCUUUUUUACAUGAUUGUCCUGCACUAAGAAGUCUUCACUGUAUCUGGUGUUAAUUGAUUUGGCCAAAACCUGAAAUGAUGAAACUCUCCUCAAUGCCCUUCAUGCUAACAAGUUUCUAAGUGAAUGUGGAAGAGAAACGAUCCCUUAGCAUAACAGAUCCUCCACCAUACUCAGCAGUGGCCAUGAGCUUCUUUUCCACACACAUUUCUCUAUUUUACUCCAAACUGACCUGAAGUAGUGACGUUUUUUGAGUGUUGCUAAUAUGGAUUCUGAGCAGCACCAUUCAUUAUUAAACAUUAAUUACUUUUUUUCCUUAGCCAUCUAUAUAAUUAUCUUCACUGUUUGUGUUGGAAAAUAAAACUUUAAUGACUGUAGCAUCUAAUGUGUGAAUAUGGGAAAGUUUAGGUGCUUUACUGGCUGUUUUUAUAGGAAAUGUCUGAUGUGGCAGAAAUUGACACUGGGUUGUUUUUUUGUUUUUGUUUUUUGUUUGUUUUUGUUUGUUUUUUACCUUUUAAAAAGUUGGAUUUUUCCAAAUUCUUUACUGUGAGAUUAUGCUGAUGCACCAAAAAAAGUAAUUCAUGUAUCACGUUUUUACUUUUACAGGGUUGCCAAGAACAAUAGUUCAUUUUAGUUAUGAGAUUAAGAUUUUGAACAGUUGUUGAUACAUCUUUGUUGAUGGCAUCAUCUUUCAGUUCACUUUCUCCCUGUCACUCGAUAUCUUGACCUAGACGUGCCUACCGUUUUAAAAACAUAUCCAAAUUAAGUUUACCCAGGUGAUUUACGUGGAUACAUUGGAAAUGAUAAAACCUCCAGAUUAGGACUGUCGCAGUGGCAGCUGUUGAAUCACUCUGUCUCCAUCGGUGUUCUGCAUAUUUCAUACCUUGAGCUCGUCACUAAUGAUCUUUUAGUUAUUGCUAAGCCUUGCUGUACACUUUUUAAAACCAAGAACUGUUUACAAUUUAACCGUGGCUAUUUACAUUAAUCACCUUUAGGACAGAAACAGCACUCAUAGGUUUCAUUAAGAUAUUUGUUUGGGUUUCUACUUUGUUAAUUGAUUUAAAUUUGUCUUAUUGUGAUUGAAAGUAUUAUUGAAUGACAGUGGAGAACCAAUGUUUACACAGGUUUGUUGCUUCGUCUCAGAAUGUGAGUCAGUUUUUUUGUUUUUGUAUGUUUAUGCAAUGAUCUUUCUUUGCCGUUUGCUGUUUUUUUAACUCCUGCUGCUCUAAGCGCUCUCAGAGAGCUGAAAGAGUCUGAUGAGUCCACAGAAACUCAGACCAGAGGCACUAAACUUCUUAGGGUUAGCUCAGAACCUUUUUUUUUUGUUUUUUAUUUGUUUUCACAUUUUAUCGUCAGAAGACAAAGAGUUUAAUCUGCUGCAAAUGUAACCGCUUCUUCUGACCUCAAACAAGGCGACCAAGUUACAUAAGUUACAAAUACCAGUAUAGCUCUGCAGAAGCCAUUUAGUACAAAAUAAAACUGAUUUAUACUUCUGAAAUAAAAUAUAGCGGAUUGUCAUCAUUUAACAGUUUCAAUGUUGACAGCUUAUUUGCAUAAAAUGUUGUUUUUUUUUCAGUCAGACUCUUCAUUUUUCACAAUGCGAAGAUCAUUUAGCAGCAUGAAGCAAAGAAAUGAGCAUCAUUAUGCAGGUCGUAGUCUGUGACAAAAAGGAGAAAAGAGAGGAAAAGCAUUUGAAGUAGAGGUGGUGCGCUUUCAGAGGGAAAUAAUGCAUUCAUUAUGACACCAAAUCAGUUUAAGUAGGAUUAAAUGUUUUAUUUAUUUAUGAGCUCCUCUUUUAAGAAUAUAAAAGGGUUUUCUUCUUUUCCCUAAGGCCAAUGAUUUCACAGGAAAAUCAGAAAAAAAAAAAAAACUACCAAGGACACAAUAAUCACUCUUAUGCAAUUGUGAAACAUUAAACAGUUCUGAGUUACAUUUUUCAGCAGCAGAGCAAUUUAUUUUCCUUAGCAGAAGUUGGUUUUAUUUGCUAUUUCUUUUUAGCUGGUCUUAGAGGCUGAACUCUAAUUAUGUACAUAAGCCCUGUAUGAGGAAUGUCCAGUGCCAACGUGUUCAGUUGUUGAACUUUAGCCUCUGUAGACAGUGUGCAUGUUUGUGCCAAAGUGGCAGGAAGUUUGGUGGUUUCUCUUCAUUUCACCUGAUUAAAGCAUCUCCCACUGACUUUAUUUGUGACAGAGGGCGCCGUUCGGACAUGACGGCCUCUUCCGGCAUGUUGCAUCUCUAAGCUUUGUUUCCAUUCUUUUCCUAUCAGAAACAUACUGAAUGGGUUCUUCUUGCCACUGCUCCUGUUUUAACCCAGGUUGUUUACAUACCUCUUUUGAUCUUUGACUUGCAUGCUGAAAAAAAAAAACAAUUUCCAAACCAAGUGUUGGACACAAUACUGUCGUCAUACUGUGGUUUGUGAAAUGCUUUGUAAUGGAUUGCCUUAACUGAAGAUCAAUAAACUAUUGAUAACUUUG